GUUCAGAAUAACAUCACACCUCUCCAGGAGAACCAGCAGCUAAAAUGCAGUCUGAUAAGGCAUAAAGGAAGAUCAAAAGGAGAAAUUACCAGCAGCUAAAAUCCAGUCUGAUGAGGCAUACAGGAACAUCAAAAGUGCAAGCAUCAAUGGAUGUGUUUUAAUGCAUGAAGCCAUAUAAAGAGGUGCAGCGCCAGAAAGACAUUUACUUCAGCUGCAGUAUUGACUCUCUACUCUUAAACUCGAACAUGGCAAGCAAACAUUCCAGCUAUGAAGCUAUUCUACGAAAUGAUGAAGAACUGAGGAUUGUGAUGGUGGGGAAGACUGGAAUUGGGAAGAGUGCCACAGGAAACACCAUUAUUGGGCAUAACUGCUUUGAAUCAAAGUUCAGCGCCAAGUCUAUGACUGAUGAGUGCUCUAAGGCCUAUGCUGAAGUGGAUGGACAAAAGGUUGCUGUUAUUGACACCCCAGGUCUCUUUGACACCAGGUGGGACCAGGAUAAAACACAUGAAGACAUCCGCCAGUGCAUCAAGUAUUCUUCGCCUGGACCCCAUGUCUUCCUGGUUGUCAUCGCGCUCGGCAGAUUCACAGAAGAGGAAAAGCAGUCAGUGCAGAAGAUCAGAGAAAUGUUUGGCCAGGCUGCAGACAAAUACAGCAUGGUUCUCUUUACUCAUGGUGACCUUCUUAAAAACACCACUAUUGAGGAGUUUUUAAAGGACAGCCCAGACCUGCAGGAACUUGUGGCCAGGUGCAAUGGUCAGUACCAUGUCUUUAAUAAUGAUCUGGAGAAUCACUCGCAGGUCACCGAGCUGCUUAAGAAGAUCAGAACCAUAGUCCAGAAGAACGGAGGAAGCCACUACACCAAUGAAAUGUUCCAAAAGGCAGAAAGGGCAAUCAAAGAGGAGAAACAACGCAUCCUGAAAGAGAAAGAGGAGCAAAUACGCAAAGAGAAAGAAGAACUGGAGAAGAAACUACGAGCUGAAUAUGAAGAAAAGCUUCGAGAUGUAAAGGAGAAAUUCAGAGCUGAAAUUGAGGAAGAGAGAAGAGAGAGAAAAAGGGUACAACAUGAUAUUAUUGACUUGAAGAGGGAAAGGGAGAGGCAUACUAUUGAAAUGAAGGAGAUGGAGAUGGCAAGGAAUAGGGACAGGAAACAAAUGGAGCAGAUGUUGAAGAGGGAUAGGAAUGAAAAUGUGCAUGAUAAUAGUGAUUUGAAGAGGGAAAGGGAGAGGUUUGCUAUGGAAAUGAAGGAGAUGGAGAUGGCAAGAGAUAGGGAGAAAAAAAAAAUGGAGCAGAUGUUAAAGAUGGAUAGGAAUAAAGACGUGCUUGUAUUAAACAGUACGGUGAAGAAGCUACAGAUAGAUUUGGAAAAGAAAAAGCUGGAUAUAGAGAAGGAGUGGAUAAAGAAAAAAGAAGAGGAGAGGAAAGAGUGGGAGAGAAGAAGGAAGGAGGAAAUUAAGGAGGUGGAAAAGAGAGAAGAGGAGAGGAAAGAACUAGCAUUCCCCUGA
Messenger RNA from Perca flavescens (yellow perch), 1502 nucleotides. Its product is annotated as GTPase IMAP family member 4-like. The transcript has 5 exons. Gene Ontology annotation, molecular function: GTP binding. The coding region runs from base 165 to 1502 and encodes 445 amino acids. Lineage: Eukaryota; Metazoa; Chordata; Actinopteri; Perciformes; Percidae. The record is from RefSeq and is a predicted model, not a curated record.